GCCGCAGCCUAACGUUGUCACGCUAUCUAUAAUGCACGUAGUGUCCAACAGUGGCGGUGUCAUCCCGAUCGCGACGGCGGAGUGAAAAGCAGCAGCGCGCCCCUGGAAAAUACGUUUCAAUCGAGCGGAGUGGAAGUGCAGGCGGCUGACAGCAAGUCCGAGCGAAUUAUUUACCAUUGCGCCUCGUCACGGGACUUGGCUCGCGGCCGCAGCCCUUCCUUGCCUCGACAUACUUACUUUCUUAUUUUUCUCGACUUCUUGUACGUAAGUCGAGCGAAAUUCGAGUGGACGACGCGCGAGGUCGACGAGAACGGCGACAAUGGAGAGCAAUAAAAAUGAAGCUGAACGAUGCACCGAGCUUGCCGAAUGCUACAUUAUUGAGAAGAAGUUCGAGGAGGCGGAGAGGUUCCUGCGGAAGGCCCACAGGCUUUAUCCGUCGAAAAAGACAAAGGAUUUAUUAACAACUGUAACGUUAUUGUCAAAACAAAGUAAAAAAUCGGAACCUGAAGCGGAGAUUAGAAAAAGACAUACCUACAAGACUAAUGAUUAUACCGAUGAUCAAAUGGAGCAUGUUAGGAGAAUAAAGAAAUGUAAAGAUUACUAUGAAAUUUUAGAAAUUCGUAAAGAUGCAACCGAUAGCGAUGUCAAAAAGGCUUAUAAGAAGUUAGCUCUUCAGCUACAUCCUGAUAAAAAUAAAGCACCAGGUGCGGAGGAAGCAUUUAAAGCUAUUGGCAAUGCCUUUGCCAUUCUCACAGAUGUCGAGAAAAGAAAACAGUACGACUUGUAUGGGACGGAUCAAGAAAGAUUGAACAGUACAAGGCAACAUUCUCCAAACAAUUAUACUCGUGGCUUCGAGGCUGACGUUACAGCCGAGGAGCUAUUUAAUAUGUUUUUCGGUGGUUUUCCUCAACAACAGUUUUAUAUGUACAGAGGCGGAGGAAGUUGGAUGAGACAAAAUGAGGCACAAGCACAGCACACUCGUUCUCAACAAGCAAGUGACUAUACUACAUUCCUUCAAAUGUUGCCUAUACUAUUAUUAAUAAUUUUGACCACAAUGAGUAGUUUUUAUAUAUCGGAUCCUGUUUAUAGUUUACAACAUAAUAACAAAUACUCGGUACAUAGAAUGACUCAAAAUCUCAGAAUACCAUAUUAUGUAAAGGAGAACUUCCACACGGAAUAUGAAGGAAAUUUAAAAAGGCUAGAGAACUCGGUGGAGGAGGAAUUUAUACUUGCUCUGCGGCACUCGUGUUAUAGAGAAAAGAAUUACAGGGAAUCGAUGAUGUGGAAAGCAAGAAAUUUUGGUGAUCAAGACCAAUUUCAACGAGCUAAAAAUAUAGAGACGCCGUCAUGUAAAAAGCUUCAAGAAACGAUGCCCGACCUAUGAUUUAAUUACAUUUGUUUACGCAGGAGUAUCAAUUAAAAUUUGUAAAUUUAGACAAAUAUCCAAUUUUAUUUAUGUGUGCACAAGGGGAUAAUGAAAAAGUUUAAUGUGCAAUCACAUAAAAUGGUUAAACUUGUAAAGAACUUUAUCCAAAAGCACCAUUAACUUUAUGCAUAAUUUACAAAGAAUUUUUAACUUCAAAUAAGUUGAAAAAUUAUAUUAAAAAUCAA
Molecule: messenger RNA, 1611 nt
Organism: Ceratosolen solmsi marchali
Lineage: Eukaryota; Metazoa; Arthropoda; Insecta; Hymenoptera; Agaonidae
Product: dnaJ homolog subfamily B member 12
Exons: 8
Coding region: 320-1384 (354 amino acids)
Biological process (GO): cellular response to misfolded protein
Cellular component (GO): endoplasmic reticulum membrane
Molecular function (GO): Hsp70 protein binding
Source: RefSeq, a predicted model, not a curated record